GUUAAAUCGUUUGCGAUGCUAGAAAUUUUCGAACGAAAACUAAAAAACCGAAAGUAUUUCGAGGAUAUAAUGUGCCAACUGUCAUUUAAGGCGCAGAAUGACGUCACCACAUCUACGCGCCGAUUGCUGAGCGCAGUCAUCUCUAAAAACUUAGCAAGAUUAAUUUCAUAUAAGGGUACUUCGGAAAAGACUGGUAUCCGAGAUUUCACAUUUUUCCAGCUUAUAAUUAUUGAUGUCAUCACUCGUAAACAAAUACAACUUGGUUCCACAGAGGAGGGCACAAUCGAUUCGAUAGUCAAAGCCACUAAAAACUGGUGCCAUGAUCAGCGGCUAAAGAAGAAAUUGGAUUUAUCACCAGAAGAGAUGUGUGCCGACGACAUUCAACUUGGGCCUGAUAACAGUUCACAAUCUAUUGAAUGUACACAACCACAAUGCCCAUUUCUUACCUUACUGAGGAAACAUAAACUGGGUUGUUUUGUGAAGGCAGUACUUCGUUUUGUGAACUUCAUGAAUCGUACAGAUUGCAUUCUAUUUUAUUCACUGAGUACUGAAACUAAACUAUGAGGGAAGUCACAUUUCCAAGGAGGAUGUAAUACAAGGUUCGUUUCUACAACUGUCGUCCUUAUUUCAGUUCCAUGUCAUCAAAAAUGUAUCAAUAGAGUUGUUCGUCAUUAAACCCAGAGACUUACGAAAAGCGAUAUAGGCAGAUUUUGAUUGGCUGUUGGCUAGCUGGCUUCUUAUUGGUCUAAAAUAUAAGUAAAAAUGGCAGUCUCUUUAUUUUGACACGGAAAGUUACAGUCAGUUUAAAGUCAGUCUUAACUUACCAUAAUAUAACGGCGUGUUAAUUUUUUUGGUGUGAGUGUAGUGUGAUAGUCACACGCUAUUUGGAUGCAUUUGUAGUAUUUAAAGUACAUUGAGAUAUAUGGGAAUGUCUAGUAAGUGAAUAUAAGUUAACAAUAAUUUUGAUGCAUUUAUUUUAAGUCCAAAAUAGGAUGUAUGCAUUUUUUGUUACUAUGGGAAUAGAAUUCAAUAAAAAUUGCUAAACGUAUAAUGUGUCUAAUUUUGGACAUGUAGAUAUAUUUUAGUGACCUGUGGGAAUUGCACAUACUAGGUCAACAUAAAUAAAGUAAAUUUCC
Molecule: messenger RNA, 1136 nt
Organism: Trichobilharzia szidati
Lineage: Eukaryota; Metazoa; Platyhelminthes; Trematoda; Strigeidida; Schistosomatidae
Source: the annotation of a GenBank genome assembly